This is a messenger RNA of Trichoderma harzianum CBS 226.95, 710 nucleotides long. RefSeq lists its product as hypothetical. Bases 157 to 642 code for a protein of 161 amino acids. NCBI's taxonomy places the organism in Eukaryota, Fungi, Ascomycota, Sordariomycetes, Hypocreales, Hypocreaceae. The transcript is spliced from 2 exons. The record is from RefSeq and is a predicted model, not a curated record.
GCGGCCUACAGUGCAAAAGGGUAUGUUACUUUUCCCUUUGUUUACAUCAUGUCCUUUCUCAUGUGAAGAUCAUGCCCGUUUCUGCAAACCACCUUCGUAUCGCCGUCCCGAUGCGACUAUCGAACGAGCGUCUUUUUCAUUUCCCCAGACGCAUUGAUGCCGAUAUUUCCUCGCCGUUACAGUACGUGGAGUCCGCACGUCCCCCUUGUGCGUACAAAAACCGUUCGUCUUCGAUACGAUAGAGCAAUCUCCAAGCUGCCGUCAGCUCAGGCCAAUGCAUUCCCUCGAUAUCAUCAGCAGCCUAACUCUGUUACGCCUAACGCGAUCCUGCCUGUCUUGGUCCCGGAUAUUAAAGAAGAAAGAAGCAAAAUAAGGAAUAAAGCAGACAAAACACAGCGGCCAGCCAAAACACCUCGAAAUCUCACCCUUCGCCUCCUCCCACCCAAGACACAAAAUCUGCGGCCGUCGGAAACCCCUGUUCUGCCGCGCUUCCUCCCGCGGAUGAUCCGGACGCUCGGGUCGCUUCCGAGCCCUGAUGGCCCCCCCAAAAUACCAAACCAAGUCGGGCAUGAGAGGCGAAAUCCAACCUCCAUAAAAACGGAGGGCCGAAAAAGAUGGACCUACAGUAGUACGAUCCGCUGAAUGCUACACCAAAUACCCUUUAGUGCAGAAAACCAAACAUUCAAAUCCCCUUCGUGCUUCAAUUCAUC